AAAGAAGACAGCAUCCACCAGUUGAGUUCCAUAAGCAGCCCUCGGAUUUGUUCAGCUUCUUGUUACCGCAAGCAGAAACCCUAAGUGUCCUUUACUCAAUUCACUGCCAUGGAUAAUAUUGAAGAGGACAUCAAGGCACUGCAGCUCGACUCAUCCGAAGAUAACGUGAUGGUUAACGUGGAAGACGGAAAACCCGAGGAAGCUAUAAAACCUGAAAAAACUAAUGGAGAGGAUAGUGCCAUGGCGGAAGAGAGGGAGGCAGGCGAUGAUGAAAAACCGGAUAUGCCAGAAGAUGAGUUGAAAGAUGAAGCACAUCCGGACUUAGAGCCAAAGAAUGUUGAGCCAAAGGGUAUUGCUGGCAAAGAAGCUUCACCCCCAGAAGAUAUUCAAGAUGAGGUUGAAGUCAAUAAAAAGAGACACCUGAAUGUGGUAUUUAUUGGUCAUGUGGAUGCUGGAAAGUCAACAAUUGGAGGACAAAUACUAUUACUUAGUGGUCAAGUUGAUGACCGUACUAUACAGAAGUACGAGAGAGAAGCAAAGGAUAAAAACAGAGAGAGCUGGUAUAUGGCCUAUAUAAUGGAUACAAAUGAAGAGGAGAGGGUGAAGGGAAUAACAGUUGAAGUAGGAAGAGCACAUUUUGAAACAGAUACUACAAGAUUUACAAUUCUGGAUGCCCCGGGUCAUAAGAGCUAUGUUCCCAAUAUGAUCAGUGGAGCAUCUCAAGCCGAUAUAGGCGUGCUGGUUAUAUCGGCUAGAAAGGGUGAAUUUGAAACUGGAUAUGAAAGAGGUGGGCAAACACGUGAACAUGUUCAACUGGCAAAGACUCUAGGAGUUACAAAGCUUCUUGUUGUUGUAAAUAAGAUGGAUGAUCCUACUGUCAAUUGGUCUAAAGAAAGGUACGAUGAGAUCGAGUCAAAAAUGGUUCCAUUCUUGAGGUCGUCUGGGUACAAUGUCAAGAAAGAUGUUCAGUUCCUUCCAAUCUCUGGGCUUUUGGGUUCAAAUCUGAAAACUAGAAUGGAGAAAAGUGUAUGCCCAUGGUGGAAUGGUCCAUGUCUCUUUGAAACCCUUGAUGCUGUCGAAGUUCCACCUAGAGAUCCUAAUGGUCCACUAAGAAUGCCUAUUAUUGACAAAUUCAAAGACAUGGGAACUGUCGUUAUGGGUAAAAUUGAGUCUGGGAGCAUACGUGAAGGUGAUAAUCUACUGAUUAUGCCAAAUAAGGCUGCUGUAAAAGUUCUUGCCAUAUUCUGUGAUGAAGACAAAGUAAGGCAUGUUGGUCCUGGGGAAAACGUACGUGUCAGGUUAUCUGGAGUAGAGGAAGAUGACAUUUUGUCAGGCUUUGUCUUGUGCAGUGUUGCAAAGCCAAUACAUGCAGUUACUGAGUUUGUUGCACAGUUACAGAUCCUUGAGCUGUUGGACAAUGCUAUUUUUACUGCUGGCUACAAAGCUGUGUUGCACAUCCAUUCUGUGGUUGAGGAAUGUGAGAUUGUUGAACUGAUGCAGCAGAUUGAUUUAAAGACAAAGAAACCUAUGAAGAAAAAACCUCUGUUUGUAAAGAACGGUGCUAUUGUUUUAUGCCGUGUUCAGGUGAAUAAUCUGAUAUGUGUAGAGAAGUUCUCCGACUUUGCACAACUUGGACGAUUCACUCUUCGCACUGAAGGGAAAACUGUUGCUGUGGGGAAAAUUACUGCACUGCCUACUGUUGCUGAUAAUGCAUAAGCAACCUGAUAACUUAAAAGGUGGAGAUGGUUUCUUUUUGUUGGUACUUCACAUAAACCUUUUUGGUUGAUGAAUGAUGAUAAGAGCGUAGAUACGACAAAGAUAGCCAUGCUUCCAGUUGUGACAUUCUAGAUAUUAUCUAAUCAAACUGAGUUAAGAGGAUUGAGCCUUUUUUGAUUUUUUGAGUUUUGCAUUCAUCGAUGUAUUCCUGGAACAGUUGCUUUUACAAUCCAGUUUGAAGCUGAUGAUCACUCACACGACCCCUUACUAUUUGAACAGUCUUCAGAGGCAAGAUGAGCAUAAAAGGUUUUAAUUGCACACUGACAGAGCAGCAGCAACACCAGAAACUUAUGGUUCUCAGCAGCAUUUAUUGGAAGAGAAGUUGGUCCAUCUUUCAGAUACGCACACAAGUAUUCAUGAGUUUGGAGUCUUGCGUAGCAUGGUAUUGUUUGAUAUUUUUUACUUUUUACUAGCAUCCAAUGAUGUAUUGUUAUCUAGAACAGUGUCCAGUAUGAGAUUAUUUGGUUAUUAUACACUUUGCCCAUCAUGAUUUUUGCACUAAAAUUUUGGCGAAACUUGAGCUUAUACACCUUGCACUAAGAUAUUGAGAUCUUUAUUUUUUCCAGGC
Nicotiana tabacum (common tobacco) is the source of this 2344-nucleotide messenger RNA. Lineage: Eukaryota; Viridiplantae; Streptophyta; Magnoliopsida; Solanales; Solanaceae. The record is from RefSeq and is a predicted model, not a curated record.